Molecule: messenger RNA, 1258 nt
Organism: Drosophila arizonae
Lineage: Eukaryota; Metazoa; Arthropoda; Insecta; Diptera; Drosophilidae
Cellular component (GO): nucleus
Source: RefSeq, a predicted model, not a curated record
UGUGCGAGGGCUUAUUCAGUAUUACUAUUAAUAAAAAUGCCGCGUCGUAGAAAAUCUAAUCUUUCCCGGCGGACCCGUAAUGCAAUUAGGCAACGGAAUAUCGCGAGUCAAUUAUCUGACGAAGAACGAGAAAUCGCCCGAGAAAGGCGCCGCAUUAGUACCCAGCAAAGAAGGGCCUUAAUUCGUGCUUCUCAAAGAGAGGCAGCCCGUAAAACGGCAAUAAGAAAUGGUUCAAGUAUUUGUGCUGCCUUAGUGGCAAUGACAAGUCCGAAUCUGGCGACUAAAAAUGAUCCGAUGGUAGCAAGUGAUUUGGAAAUCGGCCCGAUCAAAAUCGAAAAGGGCACGAGCACAGACGAUGAGAGUAACGAGGAGCCAGAGCUGGAGACGCCGGCGAAGAAAAUUCGAAUAUCCGAACAGCCAGAGCCAAAGAAUGAAAAAAUUAAAAAACGUGGAAAAAACUUCUCGCCGGAGGAGGAGCUAACCCUGGUAGAGCUUGUCGAGGAGCGCAACGAUGUGCUGAACAACAAGAAAUCGGAUGCAUUUACGUGGAAGCACAAGGAGGAAGUCUGGGCAGAGCUCACAAACAGUUUCGUAGCGAAAACUGGAGUUAACCGCGAAUGGCGGCAACUGAGGGACAAAUAUCUGCAUAUGAAGCGUAGAGCGAAAGUGGAGCUGGCCAAGGAGCGAGCACACUGCCAGCGCAUGGGCGGUGGGGAACCAGUUACGCCCAUAGUUUCAACUGUUUCGGAAAAAAUUGUUGCCAUGAUCGGAGAUGCAGCGCUGUGCCUAAAGAAUGCCCUGGAGACUGAUGGAUGUCAGCUGGAAAAUGAGCAGAGCUUUGAGGGGGACGACGACAUGAUGUAUAAUUUCGUAUCAGGAGAUCUGGAUGCUAAUGAUAUGACCGUAUCGGAGGACGAUCUGACCAGCACGAGUUCCAAGUGGGCCACCAGUAAUACGGCCAAUACAGUUCGGCCUCCAGUUCUCAAUAACAAACUACCCGACAAAGUUCCUAAUUCCAAAAGUACCCUGGACGAGGAGAGAUUAAAGCUGUUGCAGCUACGGCAAAAUUUCUGUAGAUGCGAAAAUGAGCGAGCGCAGGAAAAACACGAACUGGAAAUGUAUGAGAAGCGUAGCAAACUCGAAGACGAGGCCAGAGAGCGUAAACUGCGCAUUGAACUCUUGGAGCUCGAGAUAAAACAGAAGAAGGCCAAACAGGAGCAAAGUAUACAUUUAUUUAAUUAGUUGUAAGAUAACUGCA